GAGGUCUCAGAGCCCAGUUCUGCCCUUCCCUAAGCCUGAGAUGCGUGCGGAGGGGCAGCCACCCCUUCGGCACCCCUAGAGGCUCUGGGGACUCUAUUCCCUUUCCUACUCACAGUGCUGUUACCCUGCUCUUAAUUUUGGACACCACAGUCCCCAGGGUGGGCAGCUGGGUGUUAUGAGGGGACCAGGUGGAACUCCACAUCUGAAUCCUAAAAUGUUAAGAGUUCAAAUAGGGCUUCUGUGUUGGAGUAGCGGACUGUACAAAUGUGAGAAUAUUAGAAUCACAAACUGUUGGACUAGGCAUUCUGGGCCAUUAUGUUAGUGUUCAGAUAUUAGAAUCUGAGGUUUGUGAAACAGUAAAACAUUAAAACGUUGGAAUGUUAGAUUCCUAGAGUGUUGAAUCCUAGAGAGUUAAAAUGUUAGAAUUUUGGAAUGCUGGAUGGAUGAAGUCCUUGAAUGCUAAAGAAUUCAAAUACUAAAAUACCAGAGUCCUAGCUUGUCAGAAGCCUAGAGCAUUAAAAUAUUAGAUUACCGCUAACGUAGGUUAUUGAAAUCCUAAAAUGUAUAGUGAUACCAGGUUGGAAUCUAGAAUGUAGAAUUCUGUAAUGCGAGCAUGUUGGAAUCCCAAAAUAUCCAAAUUCCGGAAUCUUUGCAGACUCCUGGAAAUGAAUCCUUUGGGCUUCAGAGAAACGUGAGGAACUAGGGCCAGCUCCCCCAUUCUCCAGAACAGGAAACUGAAGCUUAGACAAACACUUCCCAGGGGUCAGAGCCCAGGCAGUCCUGAUUCUCUGUGGGCUGGCUCUUAGCAGUGAGAACAGAUAGGGCUUUACCCACCAAACACCCAAAUCUAGCUGGCCCAGCUCCCCACCCCAACUCAGCCCACUUCAUGGGAAGCUGGUGGCGGUGGGGGUACGGGGGUAGAUUGUCCCUUGGGUGAACUCUGUCCAGUGCUCACGUCCCCAGCCUGCCCCGCUCAGGCUUCACCCUACUUUUAUUUUUCUGCCAGAUCCAGGUGUGUUAGAGCCCCAUACCUUCCUUCCCGAGGCCCCACCCGGGCAGUUUCACUUUCUGUUCUAUCAGGUUUCAUUUCCUGCCCCCUGGUCCCCCAAGCUGAGGGACCCAGACACCUGGGUCCUUCGAGCAUUGGGUGGGAGGCACCCUCCUCAUCUCCAACCCCUUCCAGUCCUAGACCCCCGCCCCCCACCACCACUUUCCAAGGAGGCUCGGAAAGUCCUCCUUCCAGCUCGCCCCGCCUCACUGCUGGGCCUCGAGCCAGUUCCCUGAGUGUGGCUUCUACGGCCUUUACGACAAGAUCCUGCUUUUCAAACAUGACCCCACGUCGGCCAACCUUCUGCAGCUGGUGCGCUCGGCCGGAGACAUCCAGGAGGGCGACCUGGUGGAGGUGGUGCUGUCGGCCUCGGCCACCUUCGAGGACUUCCAGAUCCGCCCGCACGCCCUCACGGUGCACUCCUACCGGGCGCCUGCCUUCUGUGAUCACUGCGGGGAGAUGCUCUUCGGCCUAGUGCGCCAGGGCCUCAAGUGCGAUGGCUGCGGGCUGAACUACCACAAGCGCUGCGCCUUCAGCAUCCCCAACAACUGCAGCGGGGCCCGCAAACGGCGCCUGUCAUCCACGUCCCUGGCCAGUGGCCACUCAGUGCGCCUAGGCACCUCCGAGUCCCUGCCCUGCACGGCUGAUGAGCUGAGCCGUAGCACUACCGAACUCCUGCCUCGCCGUCCCCCGUCAUCGUCUUCCUCCUCUUCUGCCUCAUCCUACACGGGCCGCCCUAUUGAGCUGGACAAGAUGCUGCUCUCCAAGGUCAAGGUGCCGCAUACCUUCCUCAUCCACAGCUACACACGGCCCACCGUGUGCCAGGCUUGCAAGAAACUCCUCAAGGGCCUCUUCCGGCAGGGCCUGCAAUGCAAAGACUGCAAGUUUAAUUGUCACAAACGCUGCGCCACCCGUGUCCCUAAUGACUGCCUAGGGGAGACCCUCAUCAAUGGAGAUGUGCCGAUGGAGGAGGCCACGGAUUUCAGCGAGGCUGACAAGGGCACCCUCAUGGAUGAGUCGGAGGACGCUGGUGUGAUUCCAGGCUCCCACUCGGAGAAUGCACUCCACGCCAGUGAGGAGGAAGAAGGCGAGGGAGGCAAGGCCCAGAGCUCCCUGGGGUAUAUCCCCCUAAUGAGGGUGGUGCAGUCGGUGCGACACACGACACGGAAAUCCAGCACCACGCUGCGGGAGGGCUGGGUGGUUCAUUACAGCAACAAGGACACGCUGAGAAAGCGGCACUAUUGGCGCCUGGACUGCAAGUGCAUCACCCUCUUCCAGAACAACACGACCAACAGAUACUAUAAGGAAAUUCCACUGUCAGAAAUCCUUACGGUGGAGCCCGCCCAGAACUUCAGCCUUGUGCCACCGGGCACCAACCCACACUGCUUUGAGAUCAUCACUGCCAAUGCCACCUACUUCGUGGGCGAGAUGCCUGGCGGGGCUCCGGGUGGGCCGAGUGGGCAGGGGGCCGAGGCUGCCCGGGGCUGGGAGACAGCCAUCCGCCAGGCUCUGAUGCCUGUCAUCCUUCAGGAUGCACCCAGCGCCCCAGGCCACGCGCCCCACAGACAAGCUUCUCUGAGCAUCUCUGUGUCCAACAGUCAGAUCCAAGAGAACGUGGACAUUGCCACUGUCUACCAGAUCUUCCCUGACGAAGUGCUGGGCUCAGGGCAGUUUGGAGUGGUGUAUGGAGGAAAGCACCGGAAGACAGGCCGGGAUGUGGCGGUUAAGGUCAUUGACAAACUGCGUUUCCCCACCAAGCAGGAGAGCCAGCUCCGGAACGAAGUGGCCAUUCUGCAGAGCCUGCGGCACCCCGGGAUCGUGAACCUGGAGUGCAUGUUCGAGACACCUGAGAAAGUGUUUGUGGUGAUGGAGAAGCUGCAUGGGGACAUGUUGGAGAUGAUCCUCUCCAGCGAGAAGGGCCGGCUGCCUGAGCGCCUUACCAAGUUCCUCAUCACCCAGAUCCUGGUGGCUUUGAGACACCUUCACUUCAAGAACAUCGUCCACUGUGACUUGAAACCAGAAAAUGUGUUGCUGGCAUCAGCUGACCCGUUUCCUCAGGUGAAGCUGUGUGACUUUGGCUUUGCGCGCAUCAUCGGGGAGAAGUCGUUCCGCCGCUCCGUGGUGGGCACGCCGGCCUACCUGGCGCCCGAGGUGCUGCUCAACCAGGGCUACAACCGCUCGCUGGACAUGUGGUCGGUGGGCGUGAUCAUGUACGUCAGCCUCAGUGGCACGUUCCCUUUCAACGAGGACGAGGACAUCAAUGACCAGAUCCAGAAUGCUGCCUUCAUGUACCCGGCCACCCCUUGGAGCCACAUCUCAGCUGGAGCCAUCGACCUCAUCAACAACCUGCUGCAGGUGAAGAUGCGCAAACGCUACAGUGUAGACAAAUCUCUCAGCCAUCCCUGGUUACAGGAGUACCAGACGUGGCUGGACCUCCGAGAACUGGAAGGGAAGAUGGGCGAGCGAUACAUCACGCACGAGAGUGACGACGCGCGCUGGGAGCAGUUUGUGGCAGAGCAUCCACUGCCCGGGUCCGGGCCACCCACGGACAGGGAUUUCGGUGGGGCCUAUCCACCACAGGACCACGACAUGCAUGGGCUGACAGAGCGCAUCAGUGUCCUCUGAGGCCCUGUGCCCUCCACAGCAGCUCUUCAGAGAUCCCAGCAAUGAACUGUUGUAGGGAAAGUCGCUUCCUGCCUAAACUGGAUGAGACACGUGGGGUGGGGGAGGGAGCUAUUUCUAAGGCCCCUCCCUGUCUCCCCAGCAAUUAAAACGGACUCAUCUCUGGCCCCAUGGCCUUGGUCUCCAGAGCACACAGUA
Molecule: messenger RNA, 3868 nt
Organism: Saimiri boliviensis boliviensis (Bolivian squirrel monkey)
Lineage: Eukaryota; Metazoa; Chordata; Mammalia; Primates; Cebidae
Source: RefSeq, a predicted model, not a curated record